AUGAAGUUCUUCGCUAUUUUGUUCCUUCUGUGCGGAAUUUUAGGACUCGCUCUGUCUGCCUCUUCUACCACAUUAUCUUCGGAUUUCAAUGACUAUGGCUCAGAUACCGUUACCUCUACUGAGGUACCAACUACUACAACUAGUGCUCCUCCGGCACAAGAUCCAUGUGGAAGCGGACCCAAAGGACCCUGCGGACUGCCACCCUGUGUAGGCGCAAUUGGUGGUGCUUGUGGCAAGAAACUUUACUUCUUCUUCUAAAAAAUUAACUUAUUUUCGGGACCAAGAAAACAUAAAAUGAAAUUUUAACCUUAACAAAUUGUUUUACUAAUAAACAUGUGACACCGUAACAG
Messenger RNA from Drosophila takahashii, 350 nucleotides. RefSeq lists its product as uncharacterized. NCBI's taxonomy places the organism in Eukaryota, Metazoa, Arthropoda, Insecta, Diptera, Drosophilidae. The record is from RefSeq and is a predicted model, not a curated record.